This is a messenger RNA of Dendrobium catenatum, 347 nucleotides long. RefSeq names its product U-box domain-containing protein 62-like. NCBI's taxonomy places the organism in Eukaryota, Viridiplantae, Streptophyta, Magnoliopsida, Asparagales, Orchidaceae. The annotation marks the transcript as partial. The record is from RefSeq and is a predicted model, not a curated record. The transcript is spliced from 4 exons.
GCGAGAUGCACUCUUUGCAAUGCAGAGAUUGAUUCAGGCUCCUUGAUCCCUAAUCUUGCUCUCAGAGCAGCAGCAGCAGCAGUGAGGAGUGAAGAUGAAAGAAGACUAUUUCAUAAUACUCAUCUCAGAAAACGUAGGAAAGAAGGGGGUGAACAAAUGGACCCACCAAAGAAACCAGGAAAGGAAAAUGGUGAAAUGAAUGUUGAUGGCCAUACUGCCAAGCAUUUAAAAGGCGUUCAGUUUCCAUUUGCAGUUAACGAGAAAGUUCUGAUUAAGGGCAACAGGAGAACACCUGAUAAGUUCGUUGGAAGGGAAGCCAUUAUUACUUCGCUGUGCUUAAAUGGGUG